AUGACAGUGUCCUUGAUCAAGCUGCUGGCGAAGAUGUCCGAACAUGCCUUGUGCCCUAUGAGAGGCUUUCAGGCCGAGCUGGCAAAAGCAGCAGCCCAAUUGAGGGCUCAGCUCAGCAGCUUGGAGGCUUUGGAUGACAAGGAUGCGAAAGGACGGGUGCAAAAGGAUGCCGGCCUGCAGUGUUUGAAAGCUGUGGGAGCCGCGCGGGAGGCUUAUGUGUCGAAGAAGGCUGACCUCAUCAACUACAUAGCGACAACGGGCCAGGACAUUCCGCCACGUGAGGGAGUGCCAGAAAGCACAUGGUCCUCCUUCGAUGGUUUCAGAGAUUCCGAAGUCUUCAUGGAGUGCAUGGCCUUCUUGCUCGCCAACCAGUCGCUCGUCUUGAUCGAGAUGACAAAGAAGUUGCUCGAGAAAGAGUGCCCCUUUGGCGUGCCAGACUCCAGUUGGAAGAAGGACUUCGCGGAUGACAUCUCCUUGGAUGCCAUCCUUACGGCAGGCGAUGCGGAUCUCAGAAACAUCCUUGCGCAGCACGAGAAGGCAGCCAUCAGGGAGCUUCAGCAGUUCGAGGACUUCCGAAAGUUUCUGCGGUCCUUGCAGCCCAUCAACCUGGACUUUGAUGCCUUUGAGAACAGCUUCAUGAACAAUCGCUCGGUGUUUCGCCGCAUGAAAACCUUUCUCUCUGAGGUCAUGAUCUUGCAGGGGAUCAAGACGCUGUCGGGUCGUGCGGGCAAAGGCAGUGAUGAGGACGAGAAGCUGAAGAGGACCUCAAGCGUGCUACAGGCCCUUCACUCAGAGCUCAUCGCGGACAAAGACAGGCGUGCCGGCAUUCACCCCAAGCUUUUCGAGCGGCUCGAAGAGCUCUUGAAGUAA
Messenger RNA from Symbiodinium natans, 870 nucleotides. The record is from the annotation of a GenBank genome assembly. Lineage: Eukaryota; Dinophyceae; Suessiales; Symbiodiniaceae.